AUGUUGUCAAUUAUGGGUGCCGCAAGAGAUUUACCAAGGCUGUCGACUUCUAGAGCGACUUCAGCUGCUACAAGCGCCGUCUCCUCAAGUACAAGGACUUCCAGCUCUUAUACGGCAACUGUGACACCACCCUCCCCUUCAGGAAAUCCUAAUAUAUUUCAUAGUGAUAGCAGACCCGAUGGAACUGUUUUCAUAGCGGUUGGAAGUAUUGUGGGAGCGAUUAUCGCUGCUUUGUUUCUAUGGUGGAUCAUUACAAAUGUAAUAUCUCGUAGAAUUGCGAGAAAAGCAUUGUAUGGAGGUCUAGAAAGUCAAUCAAAAGGCCACGGAAGCUCGCCGCUUGAGUAUAGCUAUGGUGAUGAUAAGGACAUGUUUCUUCCAUUGAGAGGCUUACCGGAUGCGUAUGAGGAACGCGCCUCCAGAUCUAAAUCAAGACUAUUUGUAAAUGGCGGUGGCAGUGACAAAAGUAAUCUAAGGGAUUCAACUUCGUGGGAUUCCUUACCUGAGUUUCAGCCCGACGCACAUGAUCUAAACCCGGUUGAAAAGGUGAAUGCUAUUCAGGAUAAUGUUUUCAAUCACUAUAAGAGGAAUUCACUUUUCGUUUCACCAGUAAUGGAGGUUCUUCAGCAGCAACAACAGCAACAAACAAACAGAUCACGAGCAACAGAAUCUGAAAAUGACUCAAAAACAUGCCUAUCUUCCUCACUGACACCACCAUCUGGCGAAUUGAAUAGACCUGAGAGGGCUGCUUCACCUGAGAGAAAACUGAAAAAAACCCCAGGAAAUGACUAUCACAAAAGAAACGGUUCGACACUUGGUAUCACUCCAGUUGAUUCAUCCGUUAGUCAGUCAAAUAUUGCCAGCAGCGAUUCUAGCACAAAUAAAAAGAAUGGACAUAGAAAGCAAGUGCCAUCAAUGUACUUAGAAGACAUGUUGGAAGGAAAUGACAAGCUUAAUUUACAGUAG
Molecule: messenger RNA, 963 nt
Organism: Zygotorulaspora mrakii
Lineage: Eukaryota; Fungi; Ascomycota; Saccharomycetes; Saccharomycetales; Saccharomycetaceae
Exons: 1
Coding region: 1-963 (320 amino acids)
Cellular component (GO): cellular bud neck; fungal-type vacuole
Source: RefSeq, a predicted model, not a curated record